This is a messenger RNA of Paramecium sonneborni, 4387 nucleotides long. Lineage: Eukaryota; Ciliophora; Oligohymenophorea; Peniculida; Parameciidae. The record is from the annotation of a GenBank genome assembly.
AUAAAUGAUAAAAUAAGGUAAAUCAAAGGAUACAGCAGUUUUAAGGACGCUCAUCAACACUCAAGCAUAAAAUUUUGCUACAAAGAGAUUGUUGAAAGAUCUCAAUAUAAUUGAGAAGGAGUCCAUUCCUACAGUAGGAGUUACUGCAAGACCUCUUGAACAUGAUCUCUUUAUUUGGCAUGCUAAUAUAAGAGGUCCAAUUGGAACACCUUAUGAAGGUGGAAUAUUCCAUUUUGAAUUAUUAAUACCAGAAUCUUAUCCACACUAACCACCAAAAAUAAAUUUAUUCACAGAAUUACCUCAUCCUAAUGUUUUUGGUAAUUCAAUAUGUCUUGACUUAUUAUAACCAAGAAGACCUGAAGACAAAGAUAAAUAAUCAGGAUGGUCAAGUGCUUAUACUAUAUAAUCUAUAUUAUUAUAAUUAUCAGCAUUUUUAUUUGAAGAAUAAAUUACUGAAAAAAAAGAAAAAUAACAUGCUUAAAUAAAAAAAGCAGUUUUGGCUGCUAAUUCUUUUAAAUGUACAACCAAAAAUUGUAAACAUGGUGGUAAACUUUCAUUGUGGCCUUAAUUCAAUACUAAGGAAAAUGAAGAAUAAUAAUUUAUUAACAAAUAAACAGAAUAAGAAUUAUUGGAAUAAUAAUUCAUUUGUUUUCAUACUAAAUUAAGUUAUAGAAAACCAUAAUCUCCAUAAUUUGAUGAUGAAACUAAAAUGAAAUAAGAAAGUUGUUUAGGAAUAUUAUUAAAUGUAUCUAAAGUUCCAAGAACUGGUUCAAUUAAAUAAGCAGUUCCAUCUUUAGAUUAUGUUUCAAUUAAAGCCUUUUUGAAUGAAGGUUUAAAGUGGGAUUCUUUAAAUUUGACAUAUACUCAUUGGUUACCUCUUUAUUUUGGUAAGACUGAUAAUAAAGAGAGAGUAUUACAUCUAUUAAAAAGAUCAUUAUCGAUGAUAAUGACAAAUAAUACUAAGAGAUUUAAACCUGAAUUUGUAUUAGAAGUAUUUCCAAAAAUAACUUAAAGUAUUGUUCAUGCAAUGAUGGCUGAAAAGACUCAUGCAUCUAUUAGAUGUUUAAGAAUAUUAGCUUAAGUACAUGCAUUAUGGUUAUUAUGUAUGGAAGAGUGGCCUUAACUUUAUUAAUAAGUUGAUGCAAUUAUUAAUAAAUUUAUCACUGAUGAAAAAAGUAGAACUAAAGAAUUUACUCCUAAUCUUGGUAUCUUAUUCAAUUUACUUUAUGUAUCUAAAAAGUAUACUUUUGGAGAUUUAGUAUAAUCUUAUACAGCAGAAUAAUUAGAUAGACAAGUUUUCUGGUUGUUAAAAGAAAUACCAGAAUUAGCUGAUGAAAAAUUAGAAGGAUCUAUUAGUGCAGCAAAGAGAAUUGAAAUAACAUUUAAAUAAUAAUCGACUUCAUUUUAAAUGGGUUGUUUCUAAUAUAUUUAUUUAAAUUAUGUUGUAUAACCAUUAAAAACAUAAAAAGAAAUUUUAGAAAGAUUUGAUAAAAAUUUUUGUUUAUUAACAACAGGAAUUGAAAAUGGAAUAUAAGAGAAAAUAUUUGAAGCUUUUAAAAGAGUAGUCAAUUAUGAUGCCUUCUAUGAUUUUAUUGGAUAAGAAAAGAAAUCUAAUGAAGAAUUGAAUCAAUUAUUAAAAUAAGCAGUUAAGAAUUCAAAAGAGAAGAAAUACCAUGGUACUGUUGAAGAAAUGAAUUAAUUACCACCUGCAAUUGAAUAAGUAAAAUAAUAUUAAUAAAAAUACUCUAAAUUAUAAGAUUUUUAUGUAAUUACAAAAGAAGAAUAAGAAAAAAAAUAAUAUAAAUAUAAUAUUGAAGUAAAACAAAAUGUUGAUUGGAAAUAAGAAUUAUGUAAAAGAUGGGAUUGGAUUGAAGAAUAAUUGAAAUGGAAUCCUGAGUUAGAUGCAACUGAAUUAGCUCAAUAAGCUAAUAUGAGAACAUUAAAUGGUUUUGGUCUUAAACCUGAUGAUAGAUUGUAUAAUAAGAUAGAAACAUUGAGAAAUUAACAUCACAAAGUUUAAUAUUAAACAGAUUUUCCAAAACAUAGUUGGCAACAACUUUAUAUGAAAUUAGAUUUUGAGUAAUUCUUAAUUUAAUUUGAUUAAUGUCCAGAUUUCUAAAGUUUCUAUGAAAAAGUUACUAUAGCUAAAGAUCAUUUGGUAGAUUUGGUUCUUGUAUUAAUUCAUAUUAAAACUGUUUCAUCAGGAUAUUAUUACAUAACUGCUGCUUUAGAAUAAUUUACUAAAUUAAUUAGAUUGACUUUAACUGGAUAAGAGUAAUCUGGAAGUAUAAUUUUUCCAAAGAAAGCUGCUAAAUCUUUUUAUAAAGGUUUAAACAAUUUAAGUAAAUAAUAAAAUAGUUUAUAAAUUCUUGAGAUUAUUAAAUUAGGAUUUUCAGGUAAUUAAUUGGAAAUAACAGAAUCAAUAUUUGGAGUAUUAAAUCUCUUUGUAAAUUAACUAAGAUCUCUUACAAUUGAAAAUACUGAUUUAUUAACUUUAAGUAAUGCUGCAAAGACAGUAGGUGCUAUAAUUACAUCUUUUAGACAUUUAGAAUUUUUGAAUUUAAAAGGUUCAAUAAGAAAUGCUAAUAUAGCAAAAGAGAUAACUGAUGGUUUGAUGAGAGCAAAAUAAUUAGUAACUGUAGAUUUGUCUUUGAAUCAUUUAGCAACAGAAAAGGGAUUAGCAUCAAUAGUUUAUAAUUUGAGUUUCUCACCAAAAUUAACAUUUUUAGAUAUUUCAGGAUGUGGCUCAAUUACAUCAGUUGAAUUAGUUGAAAGUUUAUAUAAAUUAUUAAGAAUUACUGCUAGUUUGGAACAUUUAAAUUUAGAGAGAUUAUCUUCUUUAAAUUUAACAAAAGAAUUCUUUAUAGCAUUAGGUGAAAGUAGAACUUUGAGAACAUUAAACUUAAAUGCAAUAGGAGAAUUUAAUGAUGCAAAAUUAGAAUAAUUGGGUAAAGCAAUAGCUUUUAAUGCAUAAAAAGGAGGAUAAUUAACCAUUAUUAAUUUAAAUUAUGAUGGUAUAAACUAUACAAAACUAAAGAAAUUAGUGGAAAGUAUGGCAGUUUCUAAUCAUGAUCAUGAGGUUUGGUAUGGAGAUGCAAAUAAAGCUAGUAAAAUGACAGGUGAUGAUUACAAAAAAGUUUUUAGAUGUAAUUUAUAAACUCUUGAUGUUAAAAUAUCUACAUUUGGUUCUAAUUUUGAUAUUAAUCAUUAUAAGAAUUAAUAUAAAGCAAAAAAUGAUUUUUAAAAUAUUUUUGAAAAGAAUCCAAAUCUCUUAGAUAUAAAUUUUGCUGAGAAAUAAUUUAAUAAAAAAGAUAUGGAUUUAUUAUGUGAAAUGGUACACCAAAAAGCUAUUAAAUUAAGGGUCUUAAAUCUUAGUAGAAACUGUUUAAGUAAAGAAGGAGCCAAGGUUUUGAGUACAUUCUUAGAAUAAAAUAAUACUUUAGAAUUUUUAGAUUUAUCAGGUAAUAAAAUUGGUGUAUCAGGUGGAAAAAGUAUUGCAAUAGCUUUAAGAAAGAAUUAAGCUUUAAAGUAAUUGAAUUUAUUCUUCAAUUUAAUUGGAUUUGAUGGAGCAAAAGAAUUUGGAGCAACAUUUAAAAUUAAUAAAACUCUUGAAUUUGUUGAUUUAGGAAAUAAUAGAAUUAGAAAUAAAGGAUUAUUGGCUAUAACUGAAGGAUUAAGUGAGAAUAAUUAAUCUAAGGUUUAAAUACUUGGUUUAAGAUUUAAUUUCUUAUCUGAAGAUGGUAUUUUAAAUUUGAUUAAAAAAACAAAUUUAAAAGAAAUCUUUAUAAAGAAUAAUUCAAUUACUGAUUAUGGUUUGUAUUGUUUGAAGAAAGGGUAUGAUGAAAUAAAAUCAAAUGUUAGGAUUGAUUUAUUUUCUAAAUUAAUUUAAAUAGAUGAAAGUAGACUUGAAAGAACAGCUUGGAUUUAACCUACUUUUAGUAUUCCAGAAAUAAUAACAUUCUUUAAUAAAUUUGAAGUAGGAGUUAUUUUAGAUGCAAGAUUUAGAAAGGGAUAAAAAUAUGAGAAUCGUAAGGUUUAACCAAAUCAAUUUAAUUUUGUUGAGUUUGCAAAUCCAAAUAGUUUGAAUAGAUCUCUUGCUUUAGCUUCAACAAGUUAAGCAUCAAUUAAUGGUAAAGCCUUUAGAAUUUAUAAGGCAGGAACAGGAACAUUUAUAUGUAUUUAAAUAAUAAUAAUAAUUAGAUUUAAAAAAGAGUGCAAAAUAAAAGAAAGCAGAAAGUUCUAAAACAAAUACUUUAUAAUCUAAAAUGCCAGUCAGUUCAAUUGCUAGAGGAGGAUUAAAAGGUAGAGGUCGUGGAAGAGGUAGAGGUAGAGGUAGAGGAAGCGUUUUAUAUUGAAAUAAGUUUAUAAAUAAAUAAGUACAAAAAAA